This is a messenger RNA of Leopardus geoffroyi (Geoffroy's cat), 2362 nucleotides long. RefSeq names its product NFKB inhibitor epsilon (gene NFKBIE). Gene Ontology annotation, molecular function: protein binding. The record is from RefSeq and is a predicted model, not a curated record. The coding region runs from base 255 to 1343 and encodes 362 amino acids. Gene Ontology annotation, biological process: cellular response to lipopolysaccharide; signal transduction. The transcript is spliced from 6 exons. Lineage: Eukaryota; Metazoa; Chordata; Mammalia; Carnivora; Felidae. Gene Ontology annotation, cellular component: cytosol.
AGGGGAGGGGCGAGAGAGCGCGUCCGACUGGGCAGUCCAGCUGCUCGGAGUAGCCGCUGCCUUGGAACCCGCCAGCGCUCCGAGCCUCGCCCGCGCUUCUCGCCGACCCCUCGGGCCCCCGCAGCCCGGGAAGAACGCCACUCCGGGCCGGGCGCCAGCUCCGCAAGGCGGACCUGCAACCCGGAAAGGCGGCGCGGCGGAGCCCGGAGCCGGAUCCUGCUCGGACCUGGCCCCCGUGGGCCGGCACCGCGGGCAUGUCGGAGGCGCGCAAGGGGCCGGACGAGACGGAUGAGAGCCAGUACGACUCGGGCAUCGAGUCUCUGCGUUCUCUGCGCUCCCUGCCCGAGCCCACCCCGGCCCCGGCCUCCGGACCUUCGGACAGUGGCGGCCCCCAGCCUUGGACCCAUCCUCUGGGAACAGCCAAGGAGCCACAGGAGAAGGAAGAUACAGAUGGGGAGCGAGCUGACUCCACCUAUGGCUCCUCGUCGCUCACUGAGUCCCUGCCCUUGUUGGGAGGCACGGAGACCGAGGACCCAGCCCCACGCUCUCCGCUCCCCGCAGCGGGAGCGCUGAGCCCUCAGCAGCUGGAAGCACUCACUUACAUCUCGGAGGAUGGAGACACGCUGGUCCACUUGGCGGUGAUUCACGAGGCCCCAGCCGUGCUGCUCUGUUGCCUGGCUUUGCUGCCCCAGGAGGUCCUGGACAUUCAGAACAACCUUUACCAGACAGCACUCCAUCUGGCUGUACAUCUGGACCAGCCGGGUGCAGUUCGGGCCCUGGUGCUGAAGGGGGCCAGUCGGGUGCUACAGGAUAGACACGGUGACACGGCCCUGCAUGUGGCCUGCCAGCGCCAGCACUUGGCCUGUGCCCGCUGCCUGCUGGAGGGGCGGCCAGAGCCGGGCCGAGGACCACCUCACUCCCUGGACCUCCAGCUGCAAAACUGGCAAGGUCUGGCCUGUCUCCACAUCGCCACCCUGCAGAGGAACCGGCCACUCAUGGAACUGCUGCUGCAGAACGGAGCUGACAUUGACACACAGGAGGGCACCAGUGGGAAAACAGCCCUGCACCUGGCUGUGGAGACCCAGGAGCGGGGUCUGGUGCAGUUCCUGCUCCAGGCUGGCGCACGGGUAGACGCCCGCAUGCUCAACGGGUGCACACCCCUGCACCUUGCGGCAGGUCGGGGCCUCAGCAGCAUCUCAUCCACUCUGUGCGAGGCAGGUGCCGACUCCCUGCUGCGGAACGUGGAAGACGAGACUCCCCAGGACCUGGCUGAGGAUCCCUUGGCUCUUUUGCCCUUUGAUGACCUGAAGAUCUCUGGGAAGCCACUGCUGUGUGCCGACUGAAGCCAGGGCAGAGUCUGGGGCCCCGGAGACUCCACCUCUUCACAUCCGGAAGCCGGAGCUACAGCUGCUGAAGUCUGGGCCCUGACAAUGUGCCCUUCUGGUGUCCUGGGGACUGCUGAGGCCACAGCCUGGGGCCAGUACAGUCCUGAGCGGAGAGGAGGGAUCACAAGUGAGAGAAGGCAAGUCUGGAAGGAAGACUUUCCCAGGUGGAUGGAGAUUCUUGAAGACUCCCAAAGCCCCAGGUAUCCUGGGCAAAGCCUGUUUGCCUCCAGAAGAUGCCAGGGGCUCUUGUUUCUACCCACGUUGGGUCAGCCUGAAACUGCCAAUCAGUAGGAAGACAUGGACUCUCCUGAGUGAGGAGAGAAACUGAAAUCAGCAAGCAGGACCCUGAGGGGUUCCAUCUCACUGCUGUUGAGGACUCUUAAAAACACUGUUGUGUAAAGACUUCACACAGAAGGCCCUGAACUGACCCUCUGGGGAAGGGGAAGUUUCCAUAACAUGACACUAAAACAGCAGAGACCUUUAUAAAGAUCCCCCCCCCCCCACAGUUGUUUUGCGCACUUGCAUGUCUGCGUGCAUUGGGGAUUUUUAGAUAGGCCUGCCUUGUGACCUUAUGGUAGAGACAGAGAGAAGGAAAUUGCCACUUGAACGGGGUAGGACUCUGCUAGGUAGGGAGUGCGUGUUGGGGGGGAGGGGGUACCAUUCUCAGGCCUCUCUGUCCAGCACAAACCCUUGCCCUGAAUGAGAAGACCCCCCCCCCCCCCGGGUGGGAGGCAUCACCACUGCCCUGGAGGUGGCCAUCUGGAGGACCCUGGAGAGAAAGGCCAGCCUGUAGAGGGUGGCUUUGUGUGUUUUCCCUUUCACUCCACACACGUUUGAAGUCCCUGUGAGGUGAAUAUGGCCAAUAUGGAUACAGGGGGAUAAACCAACGACACAAUCUCUGGCCACUUGGAUCUUACGGUCUAGUGAGUGAGACAGCCAUUAAGAUCACAAACGCCCAAAUAAAUAUGUAAUUACAA